CGAACCGACAUAUUUCCUUCCUUGCUCGCUCUCUCUCUCUUUCUCCUCUCUCUCUCUCUCUCUCUCUUCCCACAAUGCUUCGCUUCCUUCCUCUCCCAUCGUAAACCCACAACAAUUUCCAUGGCUUCCUCUAAAACCCUAACCCUCGAUUCCUCAAACCUAUUCCUAGCUGCCCAAACCUCAUUCUUCCAUCAACCCCCACCUCCACUCUCUUUCUCUCCAUUUCCCACCACUUUCCCUCAAUCCAAACUUAUACCCAAAACCCGUUUCGCCGUCGACGCUUUCCGUUAUGCCGGCGACCACUCCGUCUCUUACUUCCUUUCCCACUUCCACUACGAUCAUUACACCGGUCUCUCCCCAAAUUGGUCUAAAGGCGUCGUCUUUUGCUCCCAAACCACCGCUAAGCUUCUUAUCGAAGUGCUUAAGGUUCCUUCUCAGUUUAUAGUGCCAUUGCCGCUCUCCGAACCCGCCGUGAUUGAUGGGUGUGAGGUUGUACUGAUCGACGCCAAUCAUUGCCCUGGUGCUGUUCAAUUCCUUUUCAAAAUUCCGGGUUCGAACGGUAAAUUCGAGAAGUAUGUUCAUACGGGUGAUUUUCGGUUUUGUGAUUCCAUGAAAUCUGACCCUUUUUUAAGUAAAUUCGUGGGUACUGAUGCAAUAUUCUUGGACACCACUUAUUGUAAUCCGAAAUUUGUAUUUCCCUCUCAAGAGGAGUCUAUUGAUUAUAUUGUCAGCGUCAUAGAAAAAAUAGGAGGUGAAUAUGAUGGUUCAAUGAGGAAUGUGCUGUUUCUUGUAGCUACUUAUGUUGUAGGCAAAGAGAAGAUUUUGCUAGAAAUUGCAAGGAAGUGUAAACGAAAGGUGUAUGUGGAUGCUAGAAAAAUGGCUAUCCUGCGCACUCUGGGGUGUUGGGAGAGAGGGGUGUUUACGGAGGAUGAAUGUGGAAGUGAUGUACAUGUUGUUGGUUGGAAUUUGUUGGGUGAGACUUGGCCAUAUUUUAGGCCUAAUUUUGUGAAAAUGAAGGAGAUUAUGGUUGAGAAAGGGUAUACUCGGGCUGUGGGAUUUGUUCCAACUGGGUGGACAUAUGAAGUGAAGCGCAAUAAGUUUUCAGUGAGGACAAAGGAUUCAUUUGAGAUCCAUCUUGUACCAUAUAGUGAACAUUCUAAUUAUAAUGAGCUUAGGGAAUAUGUUAAGUUUUUGAAACCAAAACGUGUUGUUCCUACAGUGGGCUUGGAUGUUGAGAAACUUGAUAGCAAGCACGUUGAUAAAAUGAAAAAGCAUUUUGCUGGGCUAGUUGAUGAAAUGGCCAACAAGCAAGAAUUCUUGAAGGGUUUUCAUCGAGGUUGUGAUGGAGUGGGUGAGACGGUUGAAAAGGAUUCAAGCAAUGCCAGAAACCUGGGGUUGCGCUUGGAGAGAGAGGCAAAAUCAUCUAAUACAAAGUCUAUGGAAAAUAAUGAUGCCUGCUUUGUUUUGAAAUCAUCAUCACCUCUUCGGGAACCUGAUUCGCAAGGUCUAAUGGUAUCGGUCGAUGAUGAAGCUGAGACAAUUCUUCGGGAACUUAGUGAGUGUUUGCCCACAUGGGUUACACGAGACCAGAAGUUAGCACUGAUUAGCAGAUCAGGGAGGGACAUUGUUGAAGCAGUUUCUACGUUCUAUGAGCAUGAAAUGGAAUUUCAUGAGCAAGUCUUUGGUUCUACAAUUUCUAGUUCUGUACAGCAGAUUAGUUCACUGGAUGAGUCUGCAUCAGUUCUGAAACCUGAUACCAUUAAGAGUGUGCCUUAUGUGAAAAUUGGCAUUCCUGUAAGUGAAGAAAGUAGAGGCCAUAAGUCUCCCAAACCAGGGCAUUCAUUUAAGAGUGCUGGUUCUCCUGGCAAAAGGAGGAAUGUUGAGAAUAAUCAAAAAAGGAAAGUGAAAAUGAAAUCCAAGUUAGAAGCAAGUGGGUCCAAGCAAUAUACAAUAACAAAGUUCUUCUGUAAAGUUUUGCCUGAUGUUUCAGAAGGUGCAGAAGUUGGAUGUAUGCAUGAGAAAAUCCGUAAAGAUGAAAAUUCUCCCUGUGAUGCCACUGAAUUGUACAAGAAUGAGAUUAAUCAGUUUAUUAAGAUAAUAAAUGGCAGUGAAUCAUUGAAAAUAUAUGCUGCCACCAUCAUGGAGAAGACAAAUGGUGAUAUUAAUAGGGCACUCGAUAUACAUUACAAUAAUCCUGAACAUAGACUUGGUGGGAAUGAAGUGGAGGUGGAAUUUGGUAGGAAGUCACUUCAGUCCCAGUAUGGCAUCAAUAAAUGCUCGUCAGGCCAAAAGGAAAUUCUGUCAGAGAAAAAGACAGUUGACUUUGUGGUGCAGAGAUUAUCUUCAGAGGAUGGGGAUGCAUCUUCUUUAACACUGCCACCAGAAAAAUACAAUCCUGUAGAUCAUGCAUGCUGGAGGGAGGGACAACCUGCUCCAUAUCUACAUCUUGCACGAACUUUUGACCUGCUUGAGGAAGAAAAAGGCAGGAUUAAAGCUACAUCUAUGCUUUGCAAUAUGUUUAGAAGUUUGCUGGCCUUAUCUCCUGAGGAUGUGCUGCCUGCAGUGUAUUUGUGCACUAAUAAGAUUGCUGCUGACCAUGAGAAUGUGGAAUUGAGCAUUGGAGGAAGUUUGGUCUCCUCUGCAAUAGAAGAGGCAUGUGGGACAAACCGGUCCAAAAUACAGGAAAUGUACAAUGAAUUGGGUGAUCUAGGUGAUGUUGCCCAAGCUUGUCGUCAAACUCAGACAUUACUUUCCCCUCCUUCACCUCUUCUGAUAAAAGAUGUAUUUUCUGCACUACGAAAGAUAAGUGUUCAAACAGGCAGUCGAAGCACUGUACGAAAGAAGAACAUGAUUUUGACUCUCAUGCGUUCUUGUAGAGAGAAGGAGACAAAGUUUCUUGUCAGAACUUUGGUUAGGAAUUUACGGAUUGGAGCAAUGAUGAAAACUGUUCUGCCUGCCCUGGCACAAGCAGUUCUUAUGCACUCCUCCCCUAACUUUCACCAAGAAACAACAGUGGACAACUUAAAGGAGAAGCUUCAGCACCUUUCAGCUGCUGUAGUUGAAGCAUACAAUAUAGUCCCCAGUUUGGAUUUGGUCAUUCCUUCUCUUCUGACCCAAGGAAUUGGAUUUUCUACAUCAACUUUGUCAAUGGUUCCAGGAAUACCUAUUAAGCCAAUGCUUGCAAAAAUUACCAAUGGUGUUCCACAAGCUUUGAAGCUCUUUCAGAGAAAAUCUUUUACUUGUGAAUAUAAAUAUGAUGGUCAGCGUGCUCAAAUUCACAAGUUAGCUGAUGGAUGUGUACGUGUAUUUUCACGAAAUGGGGAUGAAUCAACAUCAAGAUUCCCAGAUCUGACUAAUAUAAUCAAUGAAUCCUGUAAACCUAAUGUGAAGACAUUCAUACUAGAUGCAGAGGUUGUUGCAAUCGAUAGGAAGAAUGGCUGCAAGCUUAUGUCCUUUCAAGAACUAUCUUCAAGAGGGAGAGGGAGCAAAGACACCUCAAUUACAUUGGAUAGUAUAAAAGUUGACAUUUGCGUUUUUGUCUUUGAUAUCAUGUUUGCUAAUGGACAGAGGCUGUUGGACUUUCCUCUGCGCCAAAGACGAAAUUACUUGAAAGAUUUGUUUCAUGGUGAGAAGUCUGGAUAUCUUGAAUAUGCAAAGGAAAUGACAGUUGAAGCAGAUGAGGCUUGUUUAACCAAUGAAGCAACAUUGGUUAAGAUAAGCUCUUUUCUUGAGAAUGCAUUUCUCUCAUCUUGUGAAGGGAUUAUGGUCAAAUCUUUGGAUGUUGAUGCUGGAUAUUCUCCAUCAAAGCGUACUGAUACAUGGUUAAAGGUCAAGCGAGAUUAUGUUGACGGAUUGAAUGACUCUCUUGAUUUAGUCCCAAUUGGUGCCUGGCAUGGAAAUGGAAGAAAGGCUGGAUGGUACAGUCCAUUUCUCAUGGCAUGUUACAACCCUGAUACUGAGGAAUUUCAGAGCGUUUGCCGUGUCAUGUCUGGAUUCUCAGAUUCCUUUUAUGCAGAGAUGAGAAGUUUCUUUUCCGGGGACAAGAUCUUGGCCAGAAAACCACCUUAUUACCGAACAGCCGAGGUCGCUGAUAUAUGGUUUUGUCCGGAACUUGUAUGGGAAAUUAGAGGCGCAGACUUUACGGUGUCUCCUGUUCAUGAGGCUGCUAUAGGUUUAGUUCAUCCAUCUCGUGGCAUUUCAAUCAGAUUUCCACGAUUCAUUCGUACCGUGACUGAUCGAAAACCGGAAGAAUGUAGCACAUCUGCUGAUAUAGCUGAAAUGUUUCAUGCUCAGACUUGAAAAAUGGACGUGAUUGCUGAAGAUUGAAAAUGUUUUUGUUUUUUUGUGUGUUUUGUACAUAUGGUGUUUCUUGUUCACAAGUCUGCAUGUACAGUGUCAGUAGGAUGGGCUUGGUUGCUAAUUUUGAAUUGUACAGCUAAAAGGGAUCGGAGGGCUUUUUUUGGUAUAGAUAGGGAUUGGAGGUUUUUAAUUAAUUUGGGGGCUAGUUUGAUAUGGUAUCAUAAUUCCGGAGGAUGAUUUAAUUUUUUCAGAAGAUACUAGGAAUUUAAUUGAAUAUGGCUAAUUUUUUCUUUC
Ziziphus jujuba (common jujube) is the source of this 4593-nucleotide messenger RNA. RefSeq names its product DNA ligase 6. Gene Ontology annotation, biological process: DNA biosynthetic process; DNA repair; lagging strand elongation. Lineage: Eukaryota; Viridiplantae; Streptophyta; Magnoliopsida; Rosales; Rhamnaceae. The transcript has 19 exons. Gene Ontology annotation, molecular function: DNA binding; ATP binding; DNA ligase (ATP) activity. Bases 121 to 4299 code for a protein of 1392 amino acids. The record is from RefSeq and is a predicted model, not a curated record.